Hyposmocoma kahamanoa is the source of this 1164-nucleotide messenger RNA. RefSeq names its product U7 snRNA-associated Sm-like protein LSm11 (gene Lsm11). The record is from RefSeq and is a predicted model, not a curated record. Gene Ontology annotation, biological process: mRNA 3'-end processing by stem-loop binding and cleavage. Gene Ontology annotation, cellular component: U7 snRNP. The coding region runs from base 50 to 874 and encodes 274 amino acids. Lineage: Eukaryota; Metazoa; Arthropoda; Insecta; Lepidoptera; Cosmopterigidae. The transcript has 4 exons. Gene Ontology annotation, molecular function: U7 snRNA binding.
UAUUAUAACAUGAUUUCUGGAAAAUAAAUCAUAGUUAGUUUACUUCGAGAUGUCUUUGCAUAAAACGAAACGUGUACCCAAUGUUUUGACAUUUCAUCCUGAAAUACUCCUAACCUCACUUUUUUGUUAUGGUUUUGCGGUCUGCGAUUAUAUCGAUAUGUCCGGCAAAAACAAUUCAGAUUCAUCAACUUCCGAGUCCGAAGUCAGUGCCUGUAGUUCUAGUUUUAAUCCUUUGAAAGUUUUGUAUUCUAAAAAGGCUAAAAUUCCCGUACGAAAUGCGCCGAUGUACGAAAAUAUUCAGCAGUACGAAGUUUCGUUAGGGAAUGCUAAUAUCGCUGCAGUGGGCCAGGGGGAGCUAGUCAGACGCAGAGAAGAAGAAAAACAGAGACGAAAAGCGAAGGAAAAAAGAGAAUUAGAGGAGAAAAACAAGCAAAGAUUCGCUCAAUAUCAAGGUUUAGUAACGGUACCGAGAACAAAGAAGGGCAAGAACGUGUUAACGCGAAUAGAAGUUACGGAGGGGCCCUUAGCAGCUCUCAAGGAUUGCGUCGAUCAAAGGCUUCGAAUUAAGGUAACAACCCGGUCAUCCACCUCCAUCAGAGGAGUGCUCCACGCGACUCUGGCGGCCUUCGACAAGCAGUGGAACCUUGCACUGACUGACGUUGUCGAGGUUUGGAAGAGAAAGGGACCUAAUAAGCGAAAGGUACCACCAGGUCUGGGUACACCGGUUCCCAAAGGUACAGCAGCAACUAUAUCCCCAGUACCAACAGUCACAGAGAAAUCUCUCGGUGGAGGUAUGUGGGAGUGUACAAGACAUAUACCUCAGAUGAUGGUACGAGGCGAACACGUAGUAAUAGUCAACAUUGUAGAGCGGUGACUGCUCGUCGUCGCCAUAUUGCGAUUGCUUAUUCUAGAUGUUACAUCCUGCUUUCUUUUGUAACAAUAGUAAGUGAUACCCCUAAAAAUACACUCAUACACUUACACUAAGUAAGAAUGCUGGUGACAUACAGGCACAUUGAACAUUUCAACGUAUGUCUAAAGGUGACAGGUGCUGUUGCAGUGCCCCUCAGAUCUUUCUGAUUUAAAGCUCUGAAUAAUAAUAAUAACAAUAACGUACACACUCAACAUAGCCCCGCACUAGGGAAACCAUGUGUCGCGGGUGCCAUG